AUGUGUACUUUGCAGUUGCUGCUCUUUCUAGCCUCCAUCACCAUCCUCAGCAAUGCACGGCCGGGGCAGGGCUUAGAGAUUGAACAUCCGCACAGCUUCUCCACAUUCAAGCGUGGCGUAAUGCUGGGCGAUGUUUCGUACAGCUAUUCCUCCACCGACAUGGGUUCGCCGGAAAGUGGUCGCUACAAGACGGUAACGGUCAUAAAGAACAUUGCCAUACCCAAACCAACCAGCACGAUGUUCAGCGAUCGAUCGGAACACUUCUACGAUUCGGUGGAGAAAGGCUCGUCCGGCAGUGGUUCUUCGGCGCAUAAAAAGCGAACGCACGUGGAAUAUUGGCCCCCGAAGGAAGACAAUCAGGUCGCUCAUCGGCUUAAGCUGGAACCAAGCUUCCACAAGGCGAGCAGCAACACGCAACACCGGCCGAAGAGUGGCAGCAGUCACACCCAUCAGCGCCAUCACAGCCGGCAGGAGAAGGUGGCCACACCGAAGCCAACGUACAAACCGGCCGAAAUCAAGGAACAGUCGGAAGAGGAUCCCAAGCACCCGAUCGAUCUACUGGAGCUAGCCAAAUCGGCUGUCAAAACGCUCACCCAAAAGGCCAAGACUGGUGGACCGGGAGAAAAUACGGGCCCGGUAACGUUUCCCUCCGACGGGAUGAUGAUGAAGAAAAAGCAGAACGGUGUCGUCAGCGUGGCCCAAGAGUACACCAGCAUCGUGACGGAAGAUCCAACAGAACGGCAGCCGAUCGUGAGCAAGCUGCGCACCAAGGUAGAUCUUCCGACGAAGGCUCCAUCCCAAUCGCCUUACUACUCCUCCUCGUCGCCCACCAGCACCACCACCGCCUCCAGCAGUGAGGAGGAGCAGGAGAUCCCGUUGAAAGAUUUUGAACAGUCCGAGUACGUGUUCAACCACAAGACGGGAACCUUCGAGUUCCGCAAAGCGUCCAAAGCGCCCAAAGCCGUCCAGGAAUAUCUCCGUGCCAGUCCGUACGGACAGAAGGGAGAUCAGGGGAUGGGAGAUGGCGGUGCCAGCACGUACAGCAGCCCGUCGGAGCUGCUGUUUGCCGAGCUUCACAACGCUGUGUCGACUCGCAAUGUCACUAUGAUCAAGGCGCUUGCCAGCCAGCUGGAGGAAACGUUCAACAUAGGCCAGCUAGACUUUGAGUCGCUUAAAACCGAGGCCGAGAUGGAGCAGCACCGUACGACCGAAGACUCGAUGAUGAUGAUGAUGAUGAUGGCCGGUGAAACGACGACCGCCAAGGCACCGUUUGACUUUGGGUACGGCAACUAUGGCGAAACGACCACCAUGGAGUAUCAGGACCCGACCACCGAGGCGAUCAUGCCAAGCACCACUGUCAAGGCGCCGAUCAUGAUGAUGAUUCCAACGACCACCACCAAAAAGCCGCUUCGAUACAUUGCGCCCAAGCUGCGCGGAUUCAAGCGGUUCUCGUCCAAGCGACAGAACAAUUAGUGUAAAUGGUUCUUUGGUGAGGAAAAACCACACCCCAAAAAAAUGUUUGCGGAACACGAUCGUUCCAAAAGCAAAAGUAUUUAUUUUCUACAGUGUUGCUGCGCUAAUGCUCCAGAAAUCGAACAACGAUCUAAUACGUAAGCUCAAUUGACCUAAAAUUGCAAUUAAUUGGAGUAAAAUCGUGAUAUAAAAACAGUGGGCACUACUACUACUACUAUCUCCAAGUAUGGAGCAAAACGGAAGGCAUUCCCAUCCCUAUCUAUAUAUCAAUAAAUCUAUCCUCAUUUUAACA
Molecule: messenger RNA, 1765 nt
Organism: Anopheles merus
Lineage: Eukaryota; Metazoa; Arthropoda; Insecta; Diptera; Culicidae
Exons: 1
Coding region: 1-1473 (490 amino acids)
Source: RefSeq, a predicted model, not a curated record